Molecule: messenger RNA, 2289 nt
Organism: Closterium sp. NIES-65
Lineage: Eukaryota; Viridiplantae; Streptophyta; Zygnematophyceae; Desmidiales; Closteriaceae
Source: the annotation of a GenBank genome assembly
AUGGAGAAAAGGCCCUCUCUGCUCCCUCACCAGCCGUUUUCCUCUUGUUCUUUCAUUCUCCCUUCCCUAGUUUCGAGUCGACUCAAAGCUAGAAAAGGCCCUCUCUGCUCCCUCACCAGCCGUUUUCUCUUAUUCUUUCAUUCUCCCUUCCCUCACUCCUCUUUCCUUGCUCCCUUCCUUUUCUCCUCCCCCCAGUGCAACUGCCGGUUUUUCUACACAUUCACCGCCACAACACCGCUCCUCUGCCUGUUUGUAUUCGCCAUCAGCACGCUCCUCAUCGCCCUACUUGUGAUUAACACCUAUGAGCCAGGCAGGCAGCCAGGGACGCUGUGGGAGGCCAUGGGAAAGAGGGCCUCUGCCCUCACAGUCCGUUUCACCUUAUUCCCUCGUUUCUUCUUUCCCUCCUCCCUCCCCUCCCGCCAGCGCAACUGCCGCUUCUUCUACACAUUCACCGCCACCAAAACGCUGCUCUGCCUGUUCAUCUUCCCCCCUCCCUCCUUCCCCAUCUCCCCUCUUCCCACCCCCCUCUCCCCCACCGCCCUGCCAGCGCAACUACGGGCCAGGAUGGCAGCCCAGAGCGCUGUGGGAGGCCAUGGGGGAAUGCACGCUCUUCUCACACUCCCCCGUUCUCCUCCCUCACUCCUCUUUCCCUGCUCCCUCCCCUGUCUUGCCCCACCACCCUCUUCUCUUUCAGCGCAACUACCGGUUCUUUUACAUUGCAACUACCGGUUCUUUUACAUGUUUACCGCCACAACAACCCUCCUCUACCUCUUGUUCUUCCUGCCCCCCAUCCCUCCCCAUCGUGUCCCUCCACCCCCCGCCAGCGCAACUACCGGUUUUUUUUACAUGUUCACCGCCACAACAACCCUCCUCUGCCUGUUCGUGUUCGCCAUCAGUGCCCUCCUCCUCGUGCUACUCGUGAAUAACACUUACGAGCCAGGGGGGCAGCCCAGGACUCUCUGGGAGGCCAUGGGGCAGGCGCCUGUCGCGGUGAUUUUGAUGGUGUACACAUUCAUAGUGGUGUGGUUCGUGGGAGGGCUUACUGCAUUCCAUACAUUCCUCACGGCCACCAACCAGAAUUUCCGGAUGCACUACAAGCUUAUGACCACCCACCCACCAUCCCUUCCCUCCACCCCCUCCCUUCCCUCCCCUUCCACCCCCUCCCUUCCCUCCGCCCCCUCACCCCCCUCCCCGUCCACCCUCUCUCACCAUGUACGAGAACUUCCGCCCCCUCCCUUCCCUCCGCCCCCUCACCCCCCUCCCCGUCCACCCUCUCUCGUUAGACCACACCACGUACGAGAACUUCCGCAUGCGCUACAAGCGGAAGAUACCACGUACGAGAACUUCCGCAUGCGCUACAAGCGGAAGAACAACCCUUACGACCUCGGCAUUCCGCGCAACUUCCGGGAAAUUCUCUGCGGCCCUAUCCCGACUUCCCAAAUCGACUUUCAAGCGGAAGCGCCCCAACCAGUCAAACCCCCUGGAGGCACCUCCUCACUCUCCUCAUCAUCUGCCACAGGUGCUGCCGCUGCCUCUGCUACUGUUACACCGGUUACCAUCUCAGACACGAUUGGUACCACUGCUAGCACCACUGCUGCUGCUGGUGCUGCUGCUGCUGUUACUGCUGCUGCUGUUGCUACUGCUGCUGGUACUGCUGCUGCUGGUAGUGCUGCUGCUGGUGCUGCUGCUGGUGCUGCUGCUGGUGCUGCUGCUGGUGCUGCUGCUGGUGGUCGGAUGGUUAGCAGUGAGCCUAUCCGCAGUGAUGCGAUAGGGAGGGACGAAAUAGGCAGUUCCUCAUCAGCAUUUGAAGCAGCGUAUGCCGCCCUGCUAGCCCAGUACGCCCUGCAUGGGGAGGGGGAGGAGGGGGUGGAGAUCGGGGAGAGAGGGGAAGAUGGGGGGGAUGGGGAGGGUGCGAGGAUUGAACUUGGGGAGGGUGGGGAGGGUGGGGGAGGAGGUGGUGGGGGUGAAACGAAUGGCGAGACCGAUGCGAUUGAUGAGAAUGGUGAGAAUAAUGGGAAUGAUGGGAAUAAAGAGGAUGAGGAGUCUUCUUCCUCUCCAGAUGUGCCUAUAGGCUCUACAUCUGCCGAGCCCGGCUCCUGCCAGCCCUCCCCACCUAGGUUCGGAUCCAGGGGGUGUUCGCCGCUCAAGGGGAUGUUUUCGCCGUCGAGCAGAAGUCUUUCGUCUGGAUACGAGUUGGUGGAAGGUGUGGGAUUGACAGGAGAUGAUGGUGGUGCUGCAGCUGAUGAUAUUCUUGAGAGCAGCACAUUGGGACGAGGAUCACUAGGUUAG